GGUUUGGAUACUUCUCCAGUAAUGAAGAGCCCUCCCAAGCUGGAGGGUGACGCUACUGAUGGCUCCUUUGCCAAUAAGCAUGGCCGCCAUGUCAUUGGCCACAUGGAUGACUACAGUGCCCUGAGACAGCAGAUUGCGGAGGGCAAGCUGCUGGUCAAAAAGAUAAUGUCUCUUGUGAGGUCAGCGUGCAGCUUCCCUGGCCUUGAAGCCCAAGGCACAGAGGUGCUGGGCAGCAAAGGCAUUCGUGAGCUUCGGAGCAGCACCAGUGCCCUGCACCAUGCCCUAGAGGAGUCGGCUUCCCUCCUCACCGUGUUCUGGAGAGUGGCCCUGCCAAGCACCCACAUCCCUGUGCUGCCUGGCAAAGUGGGAGAAUCAACAGAAAGGGAACUUCUGGAACUGAGAACCAAAGUAUCCAAACAGGAGCGGCUCCUUCAGAGCACAGCUGAGCGUCUGAAGACCGUGAACCAGCAGAAGGAGAGCAUGGAGCAGUUCAUCGUCAGCCAGCGUAGGUUCCCUGAGAGGGAAUGGGGGAAGAAACGGGCAGUCUUCCCGAUGCCCCACUUGUGCUGCAGAGGAGCAGUGACCGGGGGUUUGGAGAUGUUGGGAGUGGAGACUGAUUUGAUGUCCCCAAACCUUCUGUGCCACGAGCAAUUGUGGAUGAAGAGGGAGGGGAGGACAGGGUGGAUAGAAGGAGACUCCAAGCUGAAUGGCCAGAAAGAAAUAAAUGGUUUAGAAUUCUCAGCUAAGCAAGUAGGGUUAAUUUCUGCUGGUGAUUUCUACUCUGUGGUGCUCUUUUGUUGUUUCAAUAACCAGAACACGUGAUGUUUUAAAGAAGGCAAAGACUAACUUAGAGGUAAGGAAACUACUGCACCAAUCAGAGGCACCAAGCCUGUCCCCAACCCACCACCAUCCAUUAGCAGAUCUUGUAGGUGACCUUGGCCUGCUUUGGCCUUCCAG
Molecule: messenger RNA, 957 nt
Organism: Chlorocebus sabaeus (green monkey)
Lineage: Eukaryota; Metazoa; Chordata; Mammalia; Primates; Cercopithecidae
Product: myomegalin
Biological process (GO): positive regulation of microtubule nucleation; regulation of Golgi organization; centrosome cycle
Cellular component (GO): centrosome; Golgi apparatus
Molecular function (GO): molecular adaptor activity
Source: RefSeq, a predicted model, not a curated record